GCGGGGCCCAUGACGGCGGCGGCGGCCGUGCUGAAGGAGGGCGUGCUGGAGAAGCGCAGCGGGGGCCUCCUGCAGCUGUGGAAGCGGAAGCGCUGCGUGCUCACCGAGCGCGGGCUGCAGCUCUUCGAGCCCAAGGGCGCGGGCGGCCGGCCCAAGGAGCUCAGCUUCGCGCGCAUCAGGGCCGUGGAGUGCGUGGAGAGCACGGGGCGCCACAUCUACUUCACGCUGGUCACCGAGGGCGGCGGGGAGAUCGACUUCCGCUGCCCCCUGGAAGACCCCGGCUGGAACGCCCAGAUCACCCUGGGCCUGGUCAAGUUCAAGAACCAGCAGGCCAUCCAGACAGUGCGGGCCCGGCAGAGCCUGGGGGCCGGAACCCUCGUGUCCUAAAGCGCCCGGCACAACUUCGCACCUCCCCCGAUUUCCUCCGACUGGAUGCCCAGGGUCACAGCGGCUUCCUGGCCCCGAGGCAUGUGGGGGCAGGACUGAGCUCCACCUGUCUCGGUCACGUGCAGGAGGCGCGGAGCUGAAGGGUCAGGCGGCCGGGGAGGAGGGCAGAAGGCUACUCAGGGAUGAGGAUGAAGAUUCAGCCCCUGGACAGUCUCCAGCUCUCAGGACAUCACCAGCCCAGGGCCUUCUAGCCACGGGCCUGACUCAUGGACCACGCUGGAGACCUGGCAUCGGAGCCCCCCGCUCCCGGCCUGCCAUCUGUUCUGCAGACUGCUGUUUGUCUGGCUGGGUGCCGUGCCUGGAGGAGGGCAGGGCCCCGUAGGGUGCUCAGCCUCGGGACACAGGAGGCCGGCCUGGCCCUCAGGGGCACUGCCUCUGGACUGACCUUUGGUGGGGGGAGCUGAUGGGUGUGAGGCCCACACUUGGGGGUCUCCUGCUGCUUAGGUCCCUCUGGGACCCCCACCCCUCCAGGCCUUCCCUUUGUACACUUCUCCCCCCCCCUCCUGUCCUGCCCCGCGUGGUGCUAGGCCUGGAGGUGGUGGGGGUGGGGGUUUGGCCUUUACCAUUUCAUGCCCGUCCCAAAUGAAGACGCCCUGCCAAGGGCAGUGACCACAUUGUUUGCUGAGUGAAAUUCUUUGUCCUCCAAGACCCAGUGCUGGGCACCCCUGUCCGCACCCUCACUU
Molossus molossus (Pallas's mastiff bat) is the source of this 1130-nucleotide messenger RNA. RefSeq names its product pleckstrin homology like domain family A member 3 (gene PHLDA3). NCBI's taxonomy places the organism in Eukaryota, Metazoa, Chordata, Mammalia, Chiroptera, Molossidae. Gene Ontology annotation, molecular function: phosphatidylinositol phosphate binding. Gene Ontology annotation, cellular component: plasma membrane. Gene Ontology annotation, biological process: negative regulation of phosphatidylinositol 3-kinase/protein kinase B signal transduction; positive regulation of apoptotic process; intrinsic apoptotic signaling pathway in response to DNA damage by p53 class mediator. The coding region runs from base 10 to 387 and encodes 125 amino acids. The record is from RefSeq and is a predicted model, not a curated record. The transcript has 2 exons.